Molecule: messenger RNA, 610 nt
Organism: Drosophila melanogaster (fruit fly)
Lineage: Eukaryota; Metazoa; Arthropoda; Insecta; Diptera; Drosophilidae
Exons: 1
Coding region: 17-532 (171 amino acids)
Biological process (GO): cytolysis; defense response to bacterium
Molecular function (GO): hydrolase activity, acting on glycosyl bonds; lysozyme activity; hydrolase activity
Source: RefSeq, marked reviewed
CUGGAGCCCGCUUGGAAUGGUCCGAUCAAGUUGGUCGAAAGUGAGAGUACUCCCGUUGCUGUGGUUCCUGUUCCACGGGAUUCCCCUGCUGGCCAUUCGCUUGCAGCCCUGCGAAUUAGCUGGCCAACUCUACAUACUGGAUGUCCCGAAAUCGGAAUUACCCCUAUGGCUUUGUAUUGCCGAAUUCGAGAGCCGAUUCAACACGCACGUUGUGGGCCAGGCCAAUGCGGAUGGAUCCCGGGAUUACGGACUGUUCCAAAUCAGCGAUCGCUACUGGUGUGCGCCGCCAAAUCGAACGGAAUACUAUGCAUUCAACGAUUGCAAUGUGAAUUGCACUCACCUUCUGAGCGACGACAUCACCAUGGCCGUCCAGUGCGCCCGGCUCAUUCAGAAGCAACAGGGCUGGACGGCCUGGUCCGUUUAUCCGGAGUUCUGCAAUGGCACAUUGGAUGCCAUCGAUGUGUGUUUCCAGCCAGGAAACGCCACAGAAUCCAUGACCAGCGACGAGCUGGCAGAGGUCAAAGAUUGUUAGAGAUAGUCUGCCCAUUAGGUCAUCACUGCCGAAAUAUGAGAAUUUAUGUAUGCGAAAUUAAAAUCUUAAUUACCGUUU